AUGGAAACUACGCCAUCCUCCGUCCUUAUCAUAGGCUCUGGUGUCUUUGGCCUCAGCACCGCCUGGGCAAUCACAAAAAGGACGCAAUUUGCCAAGACCUCCAUUACAAUCGUCGACAACACUGCCAACGGUUCAUUCCCGCCAGAUGACUGCGCCAGUGUCGACUCCUCGAGAAUCAUACGAGCCGAUUACGCAGACCCUCACUACACCGCCUUUGCGACAGAGGCUCAGAAGGAAUGGAGGAAGCGAGGUGACGACGAUCUGGGGGGCCAAGGCCGUUAUACCGAGUCAGGGUUUGUUCUGACGGCCUAUGAACCCAACGAAAUCAAACCCGGGACAAAGUCUGGCAUGGAUUAUACCAGGGAGAGUUGGAAGAAUUGCGUCGACGUUGCUGCCAAGGACGGAUACCCGGCAGGCAGAAUCAAGACUCUGGAGAACACCAAGGCUCUGAAUGAUUGCCUGGGGACCGAUACAUACCCUGGUGAUUGGGGUUAUCUAAACACCUUGUCCGGCUGGGCUGAUGCUGGACGGGGGAUGGAAUGGCUCUACCAACGGGUAAAGGCGACGGGACGGGCGGAUUUUGUCAGCGCAAAAGUCGACUACCUGGUAACUGAAGGCGACAGGGUCAUUGGCGCAAGGGUGACGGACAGUAGACUCGUCACUGGUGACGUUGUUCUUGUUGCUGCCGGAGCCUGGACGGGAUCUCUGGUCGACUUGAGAGGCCGAGUUGAGGCCACGGGCCAUGUGCUGGGGUAUGUUGACAUUAGCGACGAAGAACUCGCCCUGCUCUCCAGACAGCCCGUUGUUUUGAACCUUUCCUCUGGGCUGUUCAUCAUCCCACCACAAGAGAGGACUCUGAAAGUCGCACGGCACAGCUUUGGCUACCUGAACCCGGUCGUGGUCCACAAUGCCUUGCCGCCGUCACCAUCAUAUGAGAGACGUUCUUUUAUUACGUCUAGACCGUCAACAACUAGGGACGGCGUUCUUGCCCGCCUGCCAGACGAGGCGGAUGCUGACCUGCGACGCGGACUUGCCAAACUCUCUCCUGUCAAAGGUCUUGAAACCAGACCUUGGAAGGAAACGAGGCUAUGUUGGUAUUCUGAUACCAAGGAUGGUGAUUGGCUAGUUGACUGGCAUCCUGGAUGGAAGGGUCUGUUUAUUGCUACAGGGGAUAGUGGCCAUGGAUACAAAUUCUUGCCGCUCUUAGGCGACAAAGUGCUGGAUUGUAUGCAGGGCCAAGGGGGGGCGCUCGGCGACAAAUGGAAGUGGAAGGAUAUCGAUGACGAGACCGUUGGAAAGGAAACGAAUGGCAAAUUCAAGGGCCUCACCACGAUGGAUGGAAGUCGUGGGGGGGAUCCCGGGAUGGUGCUGGAGGAGGAGUUGAGGAAGAAAUCUGCUGUCAAGGUGGCAAAGCUAUAG
Messenger RNA from Metarhizium album ARSEF 1941, 1419 nucleotides. Its product is annotated as fructosyl-amino acid oxidase. Gene Ontology annotation, molecular function: sarcosine oxidase activity; proline dehydrogenase activity; L-pipecolate oxidase activity. NCBI's taxonomy places the organism in Eukaryota, Fungi, Ascomycota, Sordariomycetes, Hypocreales, Clavicipitaceae. The coding region runs from base 1 to 1419 and encodes 472 amino acids. The record is from RefSeq and is a predicted model, not a curated record. The transcript has a single exon.